GUUCAGCAAAGUUGAAGCCAGAAGAUAUGAUAGUAGUGGCUGGGACGCCCAUAAGGAUGAAAAGAACCAGCACAACACAGGUGAUGAAAGUAAAAAAGUUAACGUCUCACAGCCAAUAUGCAAAUUUUGGAAACGACAUCGGGAUUGUGGUUUUGCAGAAAGCACUGCAUUUGGAUGAGGCAGUGGCCACCAUUGAACUGGCCAAAGAGGCAGCGCAGACGGGACAGAAAUGCACUGCAAUUGGCUGGGGCUCUAUCUUACAGUACGGACCAAUUCCCAAUGAAAUUGUCAAUGUUAAUCUGGUAAUCAUGUCCAAUGACGCCUGCUCGGCCUAUGACACUACCUUUAUAAAGGGAAUGCUCUGCGUCUCCCAUCCCAAUAUCGAUGAUGCCGACAGUUGCGAGGGCGACUCCGGGGGUCCGCUGAUCUGCGAUGGAAGAGUUUACGGCAUUGUCUCGUUUGGCUCCGGAUGCGGUGAGCCACAUUUCCCCGGAAUCUACACGGACGUCUACAUGUUCUUGGAAUGGAUUGAGAAAAAUUUGAGUCCUCCAAACACAGUUCCAAUACCUGUUCUUAUACAAGGACUAGUCUUAUUAUUGGUAUUUUUUAACCUUUACAUACUUAACUCGCGUUAA
Molecule: messenger RNA, 635 nt
Organism: Drosophila bipectinata
Lineage: Eukaryota; Metazoa; Arthropoda; Insecta; Diptera; Drosophilidae
Product: trypsin I-P1-like
Biological process (GO): proteolysis
Molecular function (GO): serine-type endopeptidase activity
Source: RefSeq, a predicted model, not a curated record